AUGGCACCAGAGGUUCACCCCAUCCAGGGGUUUCCGGAAUCAACGCAAACUGUCUCUGUUUCCUUGAUUGAUUGUGGUGCUCGCCUAGAUCUUCCCGCAGAACACUUCCUAUUUCCAAACAUAGAAGGGCACGAGCGCCUUCGAAUCCCUUCAUAUUCAUUUCUAAUAACCCACCCAUCAAAAGGUCGGCUACUAUUCGAUCUAUCCCUACGAAAGGACAUUCAGAAUCUGGCCCCAGUUGUCGCAAAUCGAAUAAACAACCCAAAUGUCGGAUGGAAAGUGUCAGUUCCCAAGGACGUGCCGGAUACACUGAUCGCGAAUGGAAUUCAACUAAGCGAGAUCAAAACUAUCUUUUGGUCUCAUCAGCACUUUGAGCAUCUCGGCAAUCCAUGCAAAUUCCCGAGCAGCACAGAGUUGGUUGUUGGUCCGGGAUUCACGCAGGCAUAUACCCCAGGGUAUCCGGAUAAUCCGGAGUCGCCAGUGAAGGCGGCUGAUUUGAAAGAGCGUCGAGUGAAUGAACUCGAUUUCAACAAUGGCCGAGAGGCUAUUUCUAUCGGCCGCUUCAAAGCUUUUGACUGGUUCGAAGAUGGGAGUUUCUAUCUACUAGAUGUUCCGGGUCAUGCGGCUGGUCAUAUCUGUGGCUUUGCUCGUGUAAAGCCUGAUUCUUUUAUCUUAAUGGGCGGGGAUUGUGCCCAUCAUCCCGGAAAAUUUCGGCCUUCGAAGAUUGCCCCCAUCCCGAAGGAUCUUAUUCCCCUGCAUGUAGCGGCGCAUUCAAAACAGGCGACCGUAUCCCCAGGGAACAUUGCUGAGAAGAUCAAAACGCAGUCUGGCAUCGAGCGGUCACCAAUCUAUAAGGCUGCUGAAUUGUUUACUUACGAGAUGCCGAAACAGAAGUGGAGUCUCCAAGGCAUCCAAGAACUUGACGCCUGUGAAAAUGUGCUUGUGAUAAUAGCUCACGACGGCGCAGGCAAAUGGAAAACAAUCAUCCUUCCUUUUCCCAAGGGGGAAUUGAACGAAUGGCAGGAUAAUGACAUCAAGGAGGCCAUUAAGUGGCAUUUCUUGUCUGAUCUGGCAAUUCGUUCUUGA
Penicillium mononematosum is the source of this 1086-nucleotide messenger RNA. RefSeq names its product MBL fold metallo-hydrolase. The transcript has 4 exons. The record is from RefSeq and is a predicted model, not a curated record. NCBI's taxonomy places the organism in Eukaryota, Fungi, Ascomycota, Eurotiomycetes, Eurotiales, Aspergillaceae. The coding region runs from base 1 to 1086 and encodes 361 amino acids.